AACUGAUAAGGUGUGCAAACUAUCCCCAUGAACGACACCACGUAAGUGCAUGACCAAAGUAUAUGUCCUUUUCUUUAGUAAUGUAUUUGUCCUGUUUUCUUUUCUCGUUGCAUGUCAAUAUUCUUUCUUCUAAUCUUCAAUCGCUUAGUAAAGAAAGCGUAGCUCGUAAUCGAUCAAAAGUCGGCCAUUUUUUUUUUCAAAUCUGCGUUUAGCAGAUCCUACAACAUUUUCUAUUCCUGGAUUUAAGACUGUAGAAGCAUGGCCUAGUUAUGGAAUAAAUGCAAAGUAUAAUGAUAAUAAUGUCGAAGCUAAACGUUCUCAUCGGAUUUGUGCUUCUCUGGGUUGGAUUGAUUUCUAAUUCAGGUGUAAAGGGCGAUUGUACUAACGUGUCUGGACAAGACUGCACAGGAACAGAUUGCUGUUUCGAUGACAUACCAGUUCCAUUAGGAACAGGAGGUGGCAUAACCCCUAUACAAGACUGCUAUAGCACUGGAAGUACAGUGGACUACACCUGUAUCGGGAAUCUAAGAGGCCCUCCUAACCAGAAUUGCAACAAUGGAGCAUGGUCUUAUCCAUUCGCUCCAACGUGUGAAGAUGUGGUUUCAUGCCCGCAGCCUGUGGUACCAACAGACGGCAGUAUAAAUCCGGAUGAAACUGAAUAUGAUCUAUAUACACGGAUCAAUUACGCCUGCAACGAAGGUUUUUCACUGGUAGGUCCCGACGAAGCCGUCUGUGAAUCGGGUGGGACAUGGAACCCUUCUACGACACCUUCCUGCGAAGCAAGUUGUGACCAACCAAAUUUAGCAAACGGAUACGUUGAUCCUGAUAAAACAUCUUAUAUGAAUGGAGAGGUGCUCAACUAUGAGUGCAAUAUAAAUUAUACACUGGUCGGAGUUUCUACAACAACUUGCCGCAAUGGGGUCUACGAUCCCUCAGCGUUACCAACCUGCUACAGUAUGUGCAGUCCACCUGUGGUUGAAAACUCGGACUACAAUGUGCAACAACUACCGGUCGACCACGCCUCCACGAUUACGAUAGAAUGUGACCAGGGAUACUCAACCGGAACCGGUACCGACCAAGACUUGACAUGUAAUGACGGCAAUUUUAACGACGAUCCGCCAGUAUGUUAUGAGAACUGUUCGCCACUGACUGGAACAUUUGACAACGGUGCUCGUUCUGGAGACACUACACCUUUCUACCACGAUGAACAGGUGUCAUACAGUUGUAACAAUGGCUACAGCUUGGUUGGCGCCCCCGUCAUUGUAUGUAACGAUGGCAAUUGGACUGAUGACGAACCUGUCUGCAAAGAAAAUUGUGUUGUGGACGAGGUGCCUUAUUCCGAUUAUUCAUCUGGUCGCACGGUUAUACACGGUACUAUUUUUAAUGUAACUUGCGAUAACGGCUAUUCAACGGGUACAUCAAGAGCGACAGAGCUUUCUUGUGAUGACGGUACCUUAUCUCCAGGACUCCCUACAUGUUACGGAGAUUGCACACCACCUACGGUGCCUUACUCCGACUACAGGAUCCAAAAACCAGACGUCUUCCACAACACUGUACUCACGCUAUCCUGUUGGGGCAACUAUUCCCUCGACGCAGACUCACAGAGCACUAAUCUCUCGUGUAAUGAUGGGAAUUUCGAGGAGGAUACCCCUACAUGCUAUGAAAACUGCCCUGAGAUUUCUGCUCCGGACGACGGUGUAAUAACAGAUGGAGCAAGUCCCUUCUACCACUUGGAGGAGGUCAGCUUUGAAUGCAAUGAGAACUUCACCCUGAUCGGCCCAUCAGAUAUCACGUGCGAUGGCGGAUCAUUCGAUAACAGUCCUCCGAUAUGUUCGGCUCAAUGCAAACCACCGGUCAUACCAAAUUCAAACUCGACAUCAUCAUCGCCCCUCCUCGAAUCAGGAUCCAACAUAACUGUGGUAUGUGACGACGGAUACUCUAAUGGUCAGUCACGAAGCACCACAUCAACCUGUGACAGUGGAGAGCUGCAACCCGCAGUACCUCUUUGCUAUGCGGACUGUACGCCACCCGUCGUGCGCGACUCUAACUACGACACGCAGGAGGAUGACGUGUUCCAUUCUACGGAGAUCCUCAUCACCUGCGACGCCGGGUACUCUACCGGUAUAAGCACGACGACAACGUUAACAUGCAUAGAUGGGGGUUUCAAUGAGACAGUACCUGUCUGCUAUGCUGACUGUACUCCACCAGUCGUGCCUUAUUCCGACUACCAAUCACAGCGACCUGCUGUCUUCCAUGACACCGAGUUCAUCAUCCAAUGUUGGUCCAACUAUUCUACGGGACCAGACUCACAAAAAACUACAGUCACCUGUGAGAAUGGCACAUUGAGUAACGACGAUGUCACCUGUUUUGAAAAUUGCGAAGUUCCAUUGGUGGAAGAUUCGGACUACAGCGAGCAGGAAGAUGAUGUGUUCCAUUUAGUCACUUUCAACGUUACUUGCGAUGAUGGUUACUCAAACGGUGAUGACAUUUAUACGACUUUGACAUGUACCAAUGGUGAUUUGAAUGACGCUGAUCCAAUCUGCUAUGAGAAUUGUCCUGAUUUUGGGAUCAUCGAAGACGGCUCGUAUACUGGCGACGCCCCUCCCUUUUACCACAAUGAGUCAGUAUCAUUCACCUGUAACACCAAUCACACACUGAUUGGCAGUGAGACACUAAUAUGCACUGAUGGCAAUUGGAGUGCACCUAUUCCAUCUUGCAAAGCGGACUGCCUUCCUCCAGUGAUAGCCAACUCAAACUAUAACACCAGCAAUCAUCAGGUAAAUCAUGAUACAACCAUCGAAAUUACAUGCGACACGGGGUAUUCUACCGGUGAAAACACGACGCAGCUCAUUCAGUGUAUCGACGGCGAUUUCAGUCCCGAGCCACUCCAAUGUCUACGCGAUUGCACACCGCCGAUCGUAGAAAACUCCGACUACGCUGCGCAAGUGGAUCCUGUUUUCACAUCCCAGUCGUUCGUCAUAACGUGUAACGCAAAUUACACGGUAGGAGACGGUGACUCAACCGCAACGACAACGCUGAUGUGUGACGAUGGUGAACUCAAUGAACAGAACGUCACAUGUUACGCAAACUGCCCAGACCCAGGCCAACCCAUCGACGGCGAAUACGAACUCAUCGGUGAUGGGUUCUACCACGGUACGGUAGUUUAUUACUAUUGUGAUGCUCGUUUCGAACUCGAAGGUGAGAGUGAACUCGUAUGCGAUGACGGAGAAUGGUCAAGCCCUGCCCCGAAUUGUACAGAUAAGUCAUCCUAUGACCUGAUCAUGCUCACCUGCGGCUCGACCAGCAUGGAAGUCGAGAUCCCAGUGAUACUACUCGAAGACAUUAACGUGGACGACAUCGGGAUGGAAGGGGGUCUGAGUUGCGCUGGUUACAUCGACGGUGACAUGAUGAGGGUUAACACGUCUCUCUCUGGAUGCGGCACCAAUAAAACGGAAAAUUCCACCUAUGACACGUACACGAACCGCGUUGUCAACAAUUACUAUGAUGACGUGAUUACCAGAGUGGUUGAUAUCCAGAUUCCCCUGAAAUGCUCAUACCCCAGAAAUGAGGAGGUGCGGGCUGUCCGCUACGCAGUCCUUGAUUACGUUCUAGGAAAGAACUUGGAAGAAACGGGGACGUAUAAGAUGACGUUCGGCAUCUACAACACUUCGCUUUUUACGCAUCGGUACGCGGAUGGCGGAGCGGUUGACCUCGAUAUCAACGACAAGUUAUUCUUUCAGCUGCAGCUCGUCACCGAUGUCGCCGACAACUUUCUGGUUGCAGACCAGUGUUGGGCCACGCCUUCGGAAGACUCCGAAGAUUCCACGAGCCAUGCCUUGGUGGAUGAAGGGUGCGCAAGUGAUGACACACUGAAGUUCCGAACAGGAUAUGAAAAUGGAGAAGGCACGACUGUUCAGUUUGAACUUAGAUCGUUUAGAUUUGUUGAAGACGACGACAAAGAGGUUUAUGUCCACUGCGAAGUAUUUGUCUGCCAUGAGGGGUCCACGGAUUCAUUCUGUAACUUUAACUGCGAUUCCUCGCGCAAACGUAGACACUCGGACUAUCAUCUAAGCGGUUGGGAGCGUGCCAAGCUAAGAGGAGAACUGUUGAAUAAAACCAUGUUGAAUGGGGGAGGUGAACGAGAGAAGAGAGCAAGCGUGCAUCAUGACCCCGUUGUCAAGUUCGUGAAGGCUGGCCCUUUCAGAUGGAAUGUCGGCGUUGGCGGAGCUCCUCAACUCCAUGCUGUUCCGCUAGCAGCCUUCUUGUGA
Molecule: messenger RNA, 4268 nt
Organism: Lytechinus pictus (painted urchin)
Lineage: Eukaryota; Metazoa; Echinodermata; Echinoidea; Temnopleuroida; Toxopneustidae
Product: sushi, von Willebrand factor type A, EGF and pentraxin domain-containing protein 1-like
Exons: 24
Coding region: 279-4268 (1329 amino acids)
Source: RefSeq, a predicted model, not a curated record